Messenger RNA from Protopolystoma xenopodis, 189 nucleotides. NCBI's taxonomy places the organism in Eukaryota, Metazoa, Platyhelminthes, Monogenea, Polystomatidea, Polystomatidae. The record is from the annotation of a GenBank genome assembly.
AUGAGAGACCUUUCUCAGCCACUCCCUUGCGUUCGGCUGGCAGAACACCGCGACAAGGUGAUCCAAGCCAAGUGGCAUCCUGAUCAGCUGACCUUUGUCACCACCAGUGCCGACAAAACCAUCCUCAAUAUCUAUUCCAAUAAGGAACCUGAUUUUGCCUUAACUCUUCCAGAAAUGCAAAACUCUUAA